AUGAAGUCCGACGACUACCCGAACGUCCUCAACCUCUACCAGGUCGUUCACCGCGGACACGCCAUGCUGAACGUUUGUCUCCAGGAGGCAUUCCAAUUCCACGUUGCCGGACGCCCAUUCCAAACUUCUUCGUUGCUUGUGCAAACGCGACGGAUGCAAUUUGCCGAAUGGGCUUACUACGUAUCUCGACUUCAACAAGCUCCCAAUACCCGUGAGGUCUUUCUAAAUCGACCUCGUUGA
Messenger RNA from Caenorhabditis briggsae, 240 nucleotides. Bases 1 to 240 code for a protein of 79 amino acids. Lineage: Eukaryota; Metazoa; Nematoda; Chromadorea; Rhabditida; Rhabditidae. The record is from RefSeq and is a predicted model, not a curated record. The transcript is spliced from 2 exons.